GGAAGCACUAAAGAAAAUGAGAAAACUAAAGAGACUUUAGUUAUGUUGACCUGUGAAAGCGGGAAAUGAAAAAUUCCAUAAGAAGUCUAUCUAGGACUGAUUUAAGAGUGAGUGAGGUUUAAAUUCCAGCGGUGGCAGCCACGAAAUUGCCCUGAAACAGUUUAACUAAAUACUGUAAGUAACAGACAAAAUAAGAAAACUGUGUUCUGAAGCUCAUGGUGUAGCAUGACAACCUUGGAAAUAAGCCUUGUGUCUGCCCAAGGCCUCAACCAACGGUCCUCCUGUUUCAACCAAAUCACACCCUUCAUCACACUCACCAAGCUCCCAGCACAAGCGGUCUACCACCACGAGGGAGGGGGAACAGGGGACCACGUCUUCCGCGUCCCACUCGAUCCCACCUUCUUUUCCGACACGUACUCGCGCCUACACCUCCAGCUCUUCAACAAACGCCGCUUCGUGGGGCCCACGCAGCUUGGCUCCUGUCUGAUUCCGCCCUCCGACAUUGCUCUCCUCCCCUAUGAUUCCCUACGCUACCUCAGUUACCGGCUACGGGCAAGAGACGGUUCCAGGAGCCACGUCAUCGUCAACCUUUCCAUCUGCCUCCGGGGAUCACCGGAUCUCCACACCUGUCAACCUGUUAUUGGGAUACCCGUCACGGCGGUUCGGAAAUUUGGCACCGGCGGUAGCAGCAGUGCAAGUGGCACGGAAUUUGAAUAAAUUAAUGAAAAAUGUGAAACACAAGUUGGAAUGUGGGACCACAUCAAGCUAUCCAUCCAACUGGGGACUCUGGAAUUUGGAAAGCUCUCACACUCUCCUGUCGCUUAAUCCCUCAUAUCUGUCCCCUUUCUUUUAGCUUUCCACCCAUUUUAAGAAACUUUUUUUUCACAAAUUUGUAUCUUUUUUUUAUUUUAAUAGAACCUGUAUUAUAAGUAUUUUAUUGAAUGUUAACUAUAUAUUUUAUUAAAUAACUGAAUCUUCUCUUA
Molecule: messenger RNA, 983 nt
Organism: Cajanus cajan (pigeon pea)
Lineage: Eukaryota; Viridiplantae; Streptophyta; Magnoliopsida; Fabales; Fabaceae
Source: RefSeq, a predicted model, not a curated record